GCGCGGAUCCUGAAGAAAUCGAGAGUAGAUAGUCACGUCUAGAGCGCUAACGUCUCGAGUUUAGACUGCUCAGUAAAUAUCUUGCACUUUGUAUUAAAAACGGUGUUCUAUUUUUUUCUACUUUAUCCAUUUUUCUUAUUGUAGAUUUACAGUCGUUCGAGUCUAAUCUCUUUGUGUGCACAGCUACUCUGAAUUCUGCAAAGAAGAACAGACCUUUGGGUUAAUAAGUUAGCAGCCAUGUCUGGUGUUGUCCGAGGCCCUGCUGGAAACAACGACUGCAGGAUUUACGUUGGAAAUCUUCCCCCAGAUAUUCGCACAAAAGAUGUAGAAGAUGUCUUCUAUAAGUACGGAACAAUCAGAGAUAUCGAUCUGAAGAACCGAAGAGGUGGACCACCUUUCGCCUUUAUCGAAUUCGAAGACCCGAGGGACGCCGAUGAUGCCGUCUAUGGACGUGAUGGAUAUGACUACGACGGCUACAGACUGCGCGUGGAGUUUCCUCGGAGCGGCAGAGGCUCAAGGGGAGGCGGUUUUGGAGGGAUUGGUGGAGCACCCAGAGGCAGAUACGGGCCACCGUCUAGACGCUCCGAAUACAGGGUCGUUGUUUCAGGUCUCCCUCAGAGCGGUAGCUGGCAGGACCUGAAGGACCACAUGCGUGAGGCUGGUGACGUGUGCUACGCUGAUGUUUACAGAGAUGGAACCGGAGUAGUAGAGUUUGUGCGCAAAGAAGACAUGACCUAUGCUGUUCGAAAGCUGGACAACACCAAAUUCCGUUCACAUGAGGGAGAGACUGCGUACAUUCGUGUGAAAUUAGAUGGUCCCCGCAGCCCAAGUUACGGAAGAUCACGCUCCCGCAGUCGUGGCAGCCGGAGCAGAAGCCGCAGUCGCAGUGCCAGCCGCAGUCGCAGCAAUUCCCGUGGUCGUGGCAGAGGAUCGCCCCGCUACUCGCCUCGUCACAGCCGCUCUCGCUCCCGUUCCUAAACCUUAAUAUCAUCAAUGUUUUGCCCUUUGGAUGUAUUCCCUCCUGUUUUUACCUCUUAUAAGUUACUCCAGAUGUCAGCUAUUGAUUUUUAAUUUUUGCAUUUCUUGUCCCGAUGUCCUUGUGGAUGAUCCUGGUAUGUAGAUGUACUCCCCCAUACCCUCUCUACCUUUCCCUUCCCUUCUCAAUCUGAUUUGCCCUUUUGUUUUCUCCCUCUCUUCUUUUCUGUCAUCUCAAUUUUUGCAACAUUACAAGUUGUGCUGUGUUGAACUUCAAAAAUGUUGAGUUGUAAUGGGCUGCACUCAAUGUUUUUGCAAGUGUUGAAAAUUGAAGAUCUUGUUUGAGUUUUUUUUUUAUAGUAGGUUCUCUUUGGGUAUGGUGGGUGGGCUGUGUUGACGGGAAGCCCGAUACUUAACUGUAUUUUACCCUUGUGUCUUCCUUUAGACAUCUGAGGAGAAGGAUUAAAGUGAUUUGGAAUAAAACCAUUGUGGAGCACAUUUCAUUUGUAUGGUCAGGAUAGGACAUCUAGGAGCAAUCAGGUCGAGGCAAUGGUAUGCGUCAUAUUCCAUAAAUUGAACACUUUUAAUAGGUUGAAAUGUCAUUUAAAUGCAUGUCAUUUAACAAAGCCUUAUGUGCUGUACUUUGUUAUAUAAACAGUCUUUAACAUGUUAUUUUGGCCUGUGACAGAAUAAGCAGUCCUAAAACCAAUGUUGUGAUGUAAGUGUAACACCUUUGCUGUCAAAUGUAAAAGAUCAGAAUCACUUCUUUGUUACAAAAGCGUCCCACCUUUAAAUGUCCUCACCGGUAAAAGUACUUUAAGGUCAGGGAUCAAUAGUUUUUGUGUUCAGUGGCUUUUGUUUCUUUUUUUUUUCUUUUUUCUUUUUUCUUUUUUUUUCUUUGACCUAAGAUUAGUGCUCAACAAGGAAAAAGAAAAUGGGCCCAAAACUAUUGACAUUUUAUUCUAACAGUCUGCCUCUGAUUUUCUUCCUGGUAUUUCAAGGUUUUGAUUGGAGGAGUGGCUCAGUGGAUCCCAAUCCUUGGAGCUGGAUGAGUGGAUCGAUUAGGGAAGGGAUAGGCAAGGAUGGAUGCUCGGAACGGGAGCCGUUUUCGAGGAUUCAUAUUGGUUGAUUUCAGAACUAAUUAAUGGGAGUCCCAGAGCAACUACCUUCUCUUCCCCCCCUUUUUUUUCUUUUGUUUUACACCCCCAGCCUUUAAAAAAAAAAAAAUCAGUGAUAAUGGCUUUAUUGUACAAGAAAUGGAAACAGAGGACCAGGAAGUUGGAUCAAAGGAUGGAAUCGUAGAUGCCUGGUAUGAGGGAAUGAAAUGAGGGGAGGGGGUUCAAUCUGGGUAUAGUUUUUUGUUUUUAUUUUUGCUUAAUCUUUCUUUUUCUCUUAGCAUUUUCAAUAAAAACAAUUCAAUACAA
Molecule: messenger RNA, 2399 nt
Organism: Melanotaenia boesemani (Boeseman's rainbowfish)
Lineage: Eukaryota; Metazoa; Chordata; Actinopteri; Atheriniformes; Melanotaeniidae
Gene: srsf1a
Product: serine and arginine rich splicing factor 1a
Exons: 4
Coding region: 238-978 (246 amino acids)
Cellular component (GO): nucleus; ribonucleoprotein complex; cytoplasm
Molecular function (GO): mRNA binding
Source: RefSeq, a predicted model, not a curated record